AUGAAUAGAUAAAGACAUUUAGAUCAAGCAUCUAAUAUGCAUUCGAACAACAGUUCAAAUUUGGGUCAAUCCAGAAAUCACAGUUCCAAUAGAGCACCUGGCAUAAGGGCUUACUCAGGAGGCAGAUAGAUAUUUGGAUUGUUCAAUUAGAGUCAAUACUCGAGAUAGAAAAGUAGCAAUACGUCUGAAUUCGAUGCCUCAAGUGAAUAAUUCCAUGAUGCACUUAGUGAUCUCCCUCAGAAUAGCCAAUUGAAGACACCAUUAAUGCAAAACCAAUAAUUAGACGGCAACUCCAAUAAAUCGCUACUUUCUGCUAUUAAGUCGAACAAUAACAAGGUAGAUGUUAUUUCCUCUAUCCACUCUUACAAUGAGUUUCUGGGUGCAAGAGAGAAUCAUUACCUUAUGGACAUGCCAAGUCCCAAGUUUUCAAGUGCGAUGGGAGGCGAGACUGAGGGUCGAGAUGAAGAGAUCAAUGAAAUCCUGGGUACAAUGGUGAAUCUAGAUCAUUAAGCUUUAAAGGCAUUGCUUGCUACUUGCAACCUAGAUGUAACUCGUAUUAGAGAUGAGAUGGGGUAUUCACUUAUCCACUUAGCAGCUUACAACAACUCAGAACAGUGUCUAGAUGUACUAAUACAGCAUAUUAUGAAUGGAGGGAACAAGGAUCAAUUGAAUGCUCAAGCAGCUUAAAUAAACUAGUAUGACUACUCGAACUCCGAUCAAGACAUUAUCCAGGCAAUUAACAGAAGGGCUUUACUUAAGAAUUGGGUCAAUUAGCCCACUAUUAAUCCCGAGUAGAAUCCCAAUCAAAAUCUUAAUUCUAAUACUUUUUUAACUAGCAACACUCCUUAGACAUUUGACAACCAAGAUAGCUUUGGCUUUACAGCUUUGCACUUUGCAUCCUAUCAUGGCAAUGCCAAGAUGAUUGAAAUGCUAGUUGAUGCUGGAGCCAAUGUCUACGCAACAAACAGACAAGAAAUCAAUAUGCUUCAUGUAGCUGCAUAAGGGGACUCCCCUUAUUCAAUUGCUUACUUCAGAAAGAUGGGCAUUAGUAUCAACUCUAGGGAUAGAGAAAAUUCUUCUCCGCUUCAUUGGGCCUGCAUAUCUAACUCACAUACUGUAAUUUAGUAUUUGUUGGCUUGGGGUUCUGAUAUUAAUGCUAAAGAUUCAGCUGGACUUACUCCUCUGCAUCUUGCUGUCAUGAACAUAGAGUAACAUAAGAAGUUUUCAACAAUAAAAAAACUGAUAUUCAAAGGAGCCAGCUUAAAAAUCAAAGAUUAACUAGCGAGAAAACCAAUAGACAUGGCAAUUAAAGUUUAAGAUGAAAAGAUAAAAAAAUAAUUAAACAGGCUAUUAAAACGCAACAAAACCUGCUUCAAUUCAAUGUUUAAGAAACACAAAGUCCAGUAGAUGAAGGGUAACAUUGUCUACCCAAUAUGCUUUAUGAUUCUCUUUGGCUGCAUCAUUGGAGCUUAUGCUACAGUUGUAUACCCUAAUAUUGAGCAGCAGUAUCUUAGAAUAUUUCUGAAUCUAUCAGCCGCAAUAACUGGGAUUCUAUAUUUACUCUCGUGGAUUGUAAAUCCGGGUUAUCUUGGGAAAAAGAUAGAUGGCGAAUUUAUGUUAUUACUGAACAAAUUUGAUCCUAAUUCUUUAUGCCCUUUCUGUGAAGUGGUAUAGAAUCCUCAGUCAAAGCAUUGCUAUGCCUGUAAUCAAUGCAUUGAGGAAUUCGAUCAUCAUUGCUUUUGGACUAACAAUUGUGUUGGUAGAAGAAACAUUCUUAUCUAUAAUAUGUUUCUAACUUUUCUGACUACAUUCCUGACAUCCUUGAUUGUUUCAGUUAUGAUUAGAAUGCUUUUGAACAUGAUAAUUUAACUUUUUAAAAAGGAUGGAGAAAAAUCUAAUUUCAGGAGGCUUGUGUACCCACGUACUACAUAUGAAUCUGAGAUUGGUUUGAGCACUGAUAAGUACAAGAGUUUAGAUGGAAUAUCACUCAUGAGUGCCAAUCCUGUAUUCAACAACAACAAUAAUGGUUAUAACAAUAAUCAUAAAAUAGCUAGUCAGAAUACAUUCAGGACAGCUGAUGGCAGCAAUUACUAAGGAUGGAGUAAGUAAGAAAAUAUACUUAAUAGUGAUAAUAUAAGAAGAGCAGGUGGCUACACUCAGCAAUGGAGAGAUUGA
Stylonychia lemnae is the source of this 2175-nucleotide messenger RNA. NCBI's taxonomy places the organism in Eukaryota, Ciliophora, Spirotrichea, Sporadotrichida, Oxytrichidae. The record is from the annotation of a GenBank genome assembly.